Messenger RNA from Salvia splendens (bonfire salvia), 486 nucleotides. Its product is annotated as oleosin L. Lineage: Eukaryota; Viridiplantae; Streptophyta; Magnoliopsida; Lamiales; Lamiaceae. Gene Ontology annotation, biological process: lipid storage; sexual reproduction. Gene Ontology annotation, cellular component: monolayer-surrounded lipid storage body; extracellular region; membrane. The transcript has a single exon. The record is from RefSeq and is a predicted model, not a curated record. Bases 1 to 441 code for a protein of 146 amino acids.
AUGGCUCAAAUCCAGACCCGUUAUGAACAUCCGCAGAGGCAGCAGCUCUCCCACCAAGUGGCCAAGACCACCACCGCCGUCACCCUCGGCGGCUCCCUCAUGGCCCUCUCCGGCCUCACCCUCACCGCCACCGUCAUCGCCCUCGUCCUCGCCACCCCGGUCCUCGUCAUCUUCAGCCCCGUCCUCGUCCCCGCUGCCAUCACUGUCUUCUUGAUCGUGGCCGGCCUCGUGGCGUCGGGCGGGUUCGGGGUCGUGGCCAGCUUCGUGUUCUACUGGAUGUACAGAUACGCCACGGGAGAGCACCCGAUCGGGGCCGAUCAGAUCGACCGUGCUCGGGACAAGAUCGCCCACGCCGCGCACGACGUCAAGGAGAAUGCUGAGCAGAACGGACAAGGCGGCGUUGGCGGACAGCAGAAUGUGAAGGGCGGCCAGGGAAUUUGAGAAUCUUGAAUAAUUAUGUGUGGAAUGGAUGAAAAUUGUGCUUGU